CAUAAACCCCCUUCAAAAUUCAAAGCCUCCAAAACUGCAAAACCAAACAAGCGCCAACAGAAGCUUUUGAAAAACAAAAAUGGCGCUCGCUCUUUACUUUCACUUCUCACACUCCCUCUCUAUCCGCCAUUACUUAAUCCUCUCAACUUCUCACAGCCCAGCCCUCUAUCUCUCUGUUCAAUCCCUAAGGCACCACCCAAGGAAAUAGGGAGUGUGGCUGAAUGGUCGGUUCAAUGGCAGAGCAGGAGAAUUGUGUUCGCCUUACUCGUGCAGCCAAAAAGAGGGCGGCGGCAAUGACCACCGUGGAGGAGCAGCCGUUGCUUAAGAAGAGAGUGGUGUUGGGGGAGCUGCCUAACUUAUCAAACGUUGUCGUUACAGUGAAUAAGAGCGCUGCGGAUUUACCCCGGAAGCAGAAAAUUAAGCCUAAGCCAAAGGCUAAGAAGGCUAUCGCAGUCGAGAAGGAUGAAGCUCCGAAGGAGGAUUUUGACGGAAUAUCUGAUGACCCCCAGAUGUGUGGACCAUAUGCAUCUGACAUUUAUGAGUAUCUUCAUAAAAUGGAGGUAGAUCCAAAGAGAAGACCCUUACCUGAUUACAUAGAGAAAGUUCAAAAGGAUGUUACUCCCAAUAUGAGAGGGCUUCUUGUGGAUUGGUUGGUAGAGGUUGCAGCGGAGUACAAGCUUGUCUCUGAUACUUUAUAUCUCACUGUUGCGUACAUAGAUAGAUUCCUGUCUUUGAAUGUCCUUAACAGACAGAGACUUCAACUACUGGGUGUUUCCUCAAUGCUCAUUGCAUCAAAAUAUGAAGAAAUCAACCCUCCAAAUGUGGAAGACUUUUGCUAUAUAACUGAUAAUACAUACACCAAAGAAGAGGUGGUGAAGAUUGAGGCUGACAUACUCAAGUCCCUGAAGUUUGAAUUGGGCAGUCCUACAGUGAGGACAUUCCUAAGGAGAUUUACCAGGGUUGCACAAGAGGAUUACAAGAGCUUGAAUUUGCAGCUCGAGUUCCUGGGGUACUACCUUGCUGAGUUAAGCUUGUUGGAUUAUAAUUGUGUGAAAUUUUUGCCUUCUUUGGUGGCUGCAUCUGUUAUCUUUCUGGCAAGAUUCAUAAUUAAACCAAAGAUGCAUCCCUGGACUUUAACCCUGCAACAGUAUUCUGGAUACAAAUCUUCUGAUUUGAAGGAAUGUGUUCUUAUAAUACAUGACUUGUAUUUGAGUAGAAGAGGUGGUGGAUUACAAGCCGUGAGAGAAAAAUACAAACAGCAUAAGUUUAAACGUGUUGCAAGUAUGCCUUCACCUCCAGAGGUACCGGCAUCUUUUUUCGAAGACCUUGAAGAAUGAAUGUUUGGCAUUUAAUGACUUGGGGAGGUUACAAGUGAAUGAGAAUGGACCCUGCUCUUGGAAUUCCUAAAAGAGAGGAAUCCCAGCGUCAGAAACAUAGCUAUUUGAGAUGUUCCAGCUUAAUCCUGGUUGAUAGAGGGGAAGUUUUCGCAAUGAUCUGCUGUGGUUUUAUCCUUGCUGGUGCUUGUGAAUCUGCUGCUUAGGGAUUUAACAGUCAGCAUGAAUGGCAUUUACUAACGCAAUUAGCUGCUAAUUAUACCUGAGGCAAGGCAACUCUUUGGAUUGUUAGGAAAUUGGAUUUCCUUGGAAAAUAUUGUAAAUGUUUUGAUGACACGGUUUUUAUUUUAUUUCAAAUGUGCACAUGGUGUAAAAUCCUUGUGCUCUGAAAUGAUAUGUAGCCAUGCCUGUUUCACUUUUUCAGGCAUAUCAGAAAUUCAUUAGAGUUCCAUCUAAAUUAGUUUAGAUGGAUUCUCACCA
This is a messenger RNA of Hevea brasiliensis (rubber tree), 1814 nucleotides long. Its product is annotated as putative cyclin-A3-1. The transcript has 8 exons. NCBI's taxonomy places the organism in Eukaryota, Viridiplantae, Streptophyta, Magnoliopsida, Malpighiales, Euphorbiaceae. The record is from RefSeq and is a predicted model, not a curated record. Gene Ontology annotation, cellular component: cyclin-dependent protein kinase holoenzyme complex; cytoplasm; nucleus. Gene Ontology annotation, molecular function: cyclin-dependent protein serine/threonine kinase regulator activity. Bases 222 to 1337 code for a protein of 371 amino acids. Gene Ontology annotation, biological process: mitotic cell cycle phase transition; regulation of cyclin-dependent protein serine/threonine kinase activity.